AGGUUGUGACAUAUAUGACGGAGACGAUGAUAGAGACGAUGGUGGAGACGAUGGUGGAGACGAUGGUGGAAACGAUGAUAAAAACAGUCACAAGGACCAUAAUAAAGGCAAAGAUAAAAAUAACAAAAAUAACAUGAAUGAACAUAAAAAUUCAAAUUUUAGCGCUUCUGUUGAUGAGAGUAUGCCUCCACAUACAACUAUAAAUUCAAAUCUGAUUACUUCGACUACUUCAAUACCAUCAAAUCCUACAAUAACAUCGACUCCUACGAGAUCAUCGCAUUCAAAUCAUUCAAAUCUAAUGGGUGCACACAAUAUAACUUCCAUUCUGAAAAAAUCAAAUCCUACAAACUCACCUUAUUCCAACCUAACAAAUACACAAUCUAUACAAUCAACUUCAAUUGGACAAUCCACACAAUCUAUACAAUCUACACAACCAACUUCAAUUGGAACGAAAGAUCCAGCAGCAGAUACGAAAUCGUCAACAGACACAGAUAAAAUAACGGAUCCUUUCGAUCCAAGAUCACCUUUUCAUAUACCGAUAAUUAUUGGAAUUAUAAUAAUCAUACUGAUAGCACUCCUUGCAUUGUACUUUGUACUAAAAAAAACGAGUUUCAAAAGACGAUAUAAUUUAUUCAACAAAGGGUAUUAUUCCGUGGGUGAAAAUGAAUUUGACAUAACAAGCACAUUCAAUGGUGACGCAGGAAUUCAAUCACCAACCACCGCAAUGACUUCUAACAGGAGUUCGAUGGCACGAAUUGACCAAUUAAUAAAUAUAGAUUUAAGUGAAGAUAAUACUAGUAAUAAUACGAAUGUACAAGACUUCACGGAGCCGGCUCGGAGGUCAAGUGCAUUUUUAGAUUAUCCUGAUGACUUUUAUCGUUAUUACAUGGAACUAGGAAUUGUUUCAGGGAAUGUUGAACAUGAAACUAUUCAACGACCAGCUGCAACAUUUAAUAUAAGAGAUUAUUAUUAA
Messenger RNA from Racocetra fulgida, 973 nucleotides. NCBI's taxonomy places the organism in Eukaryota, Fungi, Glomeromycota, Glomeromycetes, Diversisporales, Gigasporaceae. The record is from the annotation of a GenBank genome assembly.